GCUAUCUUUACCAAGACAUUUUGCGUGAUAGCUGCUACCUUGUUUCCCGGUUUGAUAGAGGCCCAUCGCAGACCGUCUAGGCCAGCCAGUUGCAAGUCGCAAGGGAAUGAAUUGAUAUUAAAUCGUCGUGCUCAGCAUCUCUCCUGGCGCCAGCGUCCAGCACAAUAUGACGGCUGUGAGUCCGGCGGAGCGGGAGCAGAUGUGCUCUGUUCUUGGAGGCUUUGGGGCUGACCUGAAGCAACUAGACGAUAGCGCUGUGGACGCGCUGUGGAAGGCCGGCUAUCGCUCCGAAGACCUCCUGCAAAUUGCCACACACAAAGGCCUGAAAGACGCGGGGCUGCUGCCUGCCUACGUAGACUACGUGCUAUCGCUGAAAGCCUCGGCGGCUGGGCUCGGCGUGGGGAGCGCGCCUGGAGCUGAUGGGCGACACCUGGCCUGGGUUGCCGUUCCGCUCAUGGUACUGGCGCUGGUGGUCGACCGCGGCGUCAGCACUCUUGACGACAUCAAGCAGUGCGCGAAGCUAUUCAUCGCACGCAACGACGUCGCCCUGGCGACAGCGUACCACGGCGUGCGUGGUGUCGGGGUCGUGGCCAGCGUUGGCCUGGGUGUGGUCGCAGCGGUUCGCGCUUGCGUCAAGCGCCUGAAGGUGCAGCCUGGCCGGCCCCGCGUGUCGCGGCUGAAGCGCCCCAAGCAGCAACUUGAUCUGGCCCCUGCAGGCGUGCUGCCGGCCGCCAGAACGUCCACCACGGGCCAGGUGAACGCUUCGCAGGAUGGCUGAGGCGAUGGUGGUACUGGAUUCUGGGAAUUGCAGGGGUGGAGAUAGAUGCAAGCGAGGCACAUGCAGGCUCCAACUUCCAACGAACUCCUGAAAUGAUUGGAUCCACAACGGUACUGCACCCAACUGCUAGCAGAUGACUUCUGGAUGCGUGCUGCUUCACGUUCCAUGUUACUUGUUUGUGAAAUAAGUGCGCAAGCUUUGGUUUGGUGGCUAUGUGGACGGGCGUCGUGGCUGUUUUCGCUGAAAGCCAUGUCACUCCGCCCACUCGGUGGUUGCGUUGGUUUGCAGGUUCGAGCCGAGUGUGCAUGGAUGCUUAGGUGGCCGGUGCUUGCGUGCACAUGCAACCAAGGAUACAGUAUGACGAGUGCGGGGUGCUGCUAAAAGAAUGAAGUGAGCUGUGGCCGUGGUGACGAGCAGCCCGCAUAAUGAGCUGCUUUAUUGGGUUAGUGGGCCUGGAAAACGCGGAUGAUAAAGAGGUGGGCGCGGUGAUGGGCGAUGACACACUAUCGUUCAAUCAAGGCAGUGCUGAAUGAUGAUGAGUUGGGUUGCAUCACGUACAAGCUUGAACUAGAAACCACUGACUGCGUGAGUGUUGUAGCAUUGGUACCGUGAGUGUUGUAGCAUUGGUGGUACCGUAUUUGCAUUUACGAGUGACAGGAAGAGGAGGCCGUACGUAGCGACCCUGGAAGCCAUCUCUGUUCGGAGCCGAGGCAUCAAUGAGACAGAGCUGCACGCAUGCCGCUCACGCCCACUCGCGUGCAGGUCACCAGCUGUAACACAAGGAGCAG
Messenger RNA from Chlamydomonas reinhardtii, 1566 nucleotides. RefSeq lists its product as uncharacterized. The transcript is spliced from 4 exons. The coding region runs from base 200 to 778 and encodes 192 amino acids. NCBI's taxonomy places the organism in Eukaryota, Viridiplantae, Chlorophyta, Chlorophyceae, Chlamydomonadales, Chlamydomonadaceae. The record is from RefSeq and is a predicted model, not a curated record.